Phycomyces blakesleeanus NRRL 1555(-) is the source of this 2016-nucleotide messenger RNA. RefSeq lists its product as hypothetical. The annotation marks the transcript as partial. The transcript has 2 exons. The record is from RefSeq and is a predicted model, not a curated record. NCBI's taxonomy places the organism in Eukaryota, Fungi, Mucoromycota, Mucoromycetes, Mucorales, Phycomycetaceae.
AUGUCACACGAAUAUACACCAAAAGAAAUCUCUACAUGUCUCAAUCAUUCACGAGUGCUCUACAUUGGAGACUCUAUCAUGCGUGAGCAAUACUACUCCAUGGCAAAACUGUCCCGAGAUUUCAAGAUUACCGGCUCAUUGCACAUCGAUCGGCACAUGGUAUUCGAAGAACUGGGCAUGGUUUACGACUUUUGGUGGGACCCAUAUCUGAAUUCAACUCGCACGAUCGAACUUCUUGAAGGAAAGAGCAAAGAACAAAAACCUAGCUUGCUAGUCAUGGGUUCAGGAACCUGGCACAUGCGUCGCCUCAAGAAGAACUAUUUUAAGGUGUGGAAGCCCACGAUGGAACGUGUAUUCAAAGCAGUUGAAAAACAUCGCAUUGCCGAUACUGUCCUCCUCAGUCCCGUCGAGACACCAAAAUAUGACCUGCUCUGGCCACCUCGUUUCAAGACCAUCACCGCACCAAAAAUAUCACAGAUGAACGCAUAUCUUAAAAAGAGAGAAGCCGAACUUAAAACAAAAGUACCAUUCAAAAUUACGUAUGUGUGGAACGAAAUUGCGAGCACCUCAAACAACGCUACCAUAGACGGUUUGCACUUUCUCCAGCCUGUCACUAAAGCCCAGGGUCUACUUGCUCUUAAUUUCCGUUGCAACCAGGAGUUGCCAAAAACAUUCCCUAUGGACACCACUUGCUGCUACACUUAUCCCAGUCCCCAGUGGUUCCAAACUGUAUGGUUUUUGGUGCCUUUAGUCUGGGUUCCUUUUUGCUUUUUGGUGGCUAACUAUGAAAAGAGACAGGACCAGUUCUUUGUGAAGUAUCUUGUGCCCUCGAACAAUGUUCUGUAUGCUUUACUCACGAUGGGCCUGGGUGUUGGGUACAUGUAUCUCGGUGAUCGGACACAACUGUUUGGAAAAAUACACAAGGUAUUUCAGCCUGUCGUCUUUAGUGGUCUUUUGCUCCUCUUGCUUGGCGUUGGAUUGGUCACACUCCGGAAGAAAGAAAGCGGCGAUCAAGGCUUCCUCAAUCGCGCUCAGACAGACGAGUGGAAGGGCUGGAUGCAGAUUAUCAUCCUUGUGUACCAUUUCCUAGGAGCAUCGAGUGUAUCUGGCAUUUACAACCCAGUGCGAGUCUUGGUUGCCGCCUAUUUGUUCCAGACAGGCUAUGGCCACUUUUUCUUUUUUUACAAGAAAGGAGAUUAUAGCUUCGGGCGUGUUUUGAGCAUAAUGGUGCGACUCAAUCUCUUGACCUUUGUCCUUCAGUACCUCAUGAACACAAACUACCUCAGUUACUACUUCUCUCCGCUUGUGUCGUUCUGGUUCAUAAUCAUUUGGGUAACGAUGUACGUUGGAAACAAAUGGAACAAGACUCCAUCAUUCUUGCUUGCCAAGAUGUUUGGCAUGGCUAUGUUGACCACCCUGAUUAUCCACUACCCCGGCCUUCUCGAGUUUGCAUUCAAAUGUCUUGAAUACACUUUUAAUAUCCAAUGGAAUCCCGUCGAGUGGCGCUUCAGACUUGCUCUCGAUGCUUGGAUUGUGUACGUCGGUAUGUUGAUCGCAUACCUCAAUAUCAAGAUUACGGAACAAAAACUCCCCUCCAAAGCCUAUUGGUCUACCGCAAAAAAUGCUUCCAUUGUUGUUUCUUGUGUUGCCAUGAUCUGGUACUUUUGGUUUGAGCUCUCUCGGCCGAACAAAUUCGUCUACAACACCUAUCACCCCUACAUUUCCUGGAUCCCUGUGCUGGCAUUCACCAUCCUCCGUAACUGCACGCUCGGACUGCGGAACAGGAGCUCUAGAUUCUUUGAGUUUAUUGGAAAAUGUUCUCUGGAGACAUUCAUCGGUCAAUUUCACAUGUGGCUCGCUGCAGAUACCCAGGGUCUGUUGCUUAUCCUGGCAAACCCAAUGUGGGCCCAUGGUCUGGGUUGGUGGGUAAACUUGGGCUUGUCAACUGUGUUGUUUGUGUUCGUGUCGUAUCACUUGAGUCAGGCCACCGGAGAAAUAACUCAAUGGAUCUGUUCG